Messenger RNA from Drepanopeziza brunnea f. sp. 'multigermtubi' MB_m1, 2277 nucleotides. The record is from RefSeq and is a predicted model, not a curated record. NCBI's taxonomy places the organism in Eukaryota, Fungi, Ascomycota, Leotiomycetes, Helotiales, Drepanopezizaceae.
AUGCAAGGACCCAAAGCAUCUACCACCACCUCCGCCAGCAAGGUCCUCACUGUCAUCGCGCAGGGCCUUUAUACAGUAGUGGCCGUCUUCGAUAGCCAAGCCUACCUCGCGCUUGGAAUCAAGGGAAUCGGCUACCCUUUCCAACAUCAACAACAACAUUUACCCUUUUACUUGGCUGCUACUGCUUCAGAACUCACGCGGAGCGUGGACCGGCAACUCUCUCUACCGCUCUCUUCCGACAGAUAUACCUCGCAAACUUCACCUCUGUAUCCACAACAAAACACGCAGCAUACACAGAGAACAUACUCGAUGACGGCUCUCAAGUCGUCAGAGCUCACGGAGGAUGGAGGGCCUAUCCAGCCGGCUGCCAACAAGCCGAAGAGAGUCAGGACGGGAUGUCUCACCUGCAGAGAGCGCCAUUUGAAGUGCGAUGAAGGUCGGUACAUGCCCGCAGAUGCUCUCAAAUUCCAAGAUGAGAGCAGAGAAAUCGCGUCCGAGUACCAAGGAGGCCUGCGCCGAUACGCCCACCUCGACCGGACGAUUACACCCCCUCAAGAGCCAUCACAGUACCCAGUUCGAGCUAUGGCUAACAACAACUCUUUGCCUCCUAUACAAUCCACAGGACCAUAUUCAGAAAAUGGACCAAGUGCCUCCCAUUCGACCCACUCAACCCAUUCAACGCACUCAACACAUUCAACCCAUUCAACCCAUUCAGCCCAUUCAACCCACUCAACCCACUCAACCCAUUCGAGACCACCCAGCCACCACCGUUCCGUCGCUGGCAGCGAGUCAUUUCUGGCGCCGCCACCAUCUAGUUACAGUAAUCCCGAGCCACCAAUCCCUAAUGAAACCCGCAGAUAUCUCAGUUCGCCAGAGGAGGUUCUCUUCAUGCAAGUUUUUGUUGAGGAGGUCGGUCUAUGGAUGGACAGCAUGGAUGACCAGAAGCACUUCUCGAGAAUCCUUCCUUUCCAUGCUCUCUCAGAAUCCAUGUUGCUCAACGCUUUUCUUGCAUGUGGUGCUCGUCACUUGACCUUGGUUAACCCGAUGUACCACGAAGAUAAGGCGCUCUAUUACUACGAUACGGCAACCACCCAGCUCCUAAAGUCUUUGCAAAACCCGGACCGAGAUACCGUCUGCUGCGCGACAACGGCAGUCAUCUUGAACGUCUACGAGAUCAUGUCAGAGCGAGCAAUGCAGCGCAUGAAUCACAUUGCUGGUGCGCGAGCUUUGAUCAAGGAGUGUGGAUGGAAUGCGAGAAGCACAGGAAUUGGUGCAGCAUGUUUCUGGUUGAAUGUGGGCAUGGAACUUCUGAGCUGUCUUCAUUUCAACUGGCAAGUGGCGUGGGAGCCAGAUCAAUGGGGCUUAGACAUGAACCUUCAAGCAGAGACAGAAUCCGGAAAGGAGGAGAUCUGGGUACACCGAAUGCUCUACAUCGUUGGAAAGAUAGCGAAUUUCCGCGCUUCUGUACCACGAUUCCAGGAGGCAUCACCGCAUGAUGAGCAAGUCAGACUCCAGACCAGGUUUUCAGAGUGGAAAAGAUGGAAGGACCUGUGCGACCGCUGGAAUGCCAAUGUGCCGAGAACGAUGCAGCCGAUGGGAUUCUUACAUCCUCCACAGACCACCUCGAAAUCCGCCUUUCCGGAAGUCUGGCUGAUCAAACGUGCUACAAUCGUGGGUCGCUUGUUCUACCACACUGCCAUGUGCCUGUUGGCACAGAUUAACCCGCUGAUGUCCACGGACACGGAAGAGAUGAACCACAUGCAGAUGCAUCAUGCUCAUCUGAUCUGUGGGAUCGUUGCGCACGUGAAGGAUAGGGGCGUUGCCAGUGUUGCACUUAGGUCUCUCGCGAUCGCGGCCGAGUGUCUCGUCCACCGCCGCGAGCAGGAGGAGGUCCUUGAGAUCUUCGAGAAGAUCCGCAAGGAAACCGGCUGGAAAGUCGGAUUCAUCAGCACCGAUUUGAAAAAGAAAUGGGGGUUCCCGAGCGACGAUCUACAGCAAUCACCAAUGGCUCCACAGAGCAGCAACUCCCUCGGCCAGUUCUUCCAUAACACACAAGCACCGGCCACGAGCAGACCCCCGGCGCCACCUCCAUCACGACCUGCGCUGCCAAGUGGAAUCUUGAACCCGCUGCUUGCCAAGGCUGAUUUCUCGCUGCCGAAUCACCCCUAUCAGCAGUAUUACCAACCGCCUAACCAGAUCGUGCACCAUUCUCAGAACCACUUCGGCCCACCACCUCCGCAACACAACAACAACCACUAUCCUCCACCCUAUGCUUGA